Motacilla alba alba is the source of this 4617-nucleotide messenger RNA. RefSeq names its product sterol regulatory element binding transcription factor 1 (gene SREBF1). Gene Ontology annotation, biological process: regulation of transcription by RNA polymerase II. Gene Ontology annotation, cellular component: nucleus. Lineage: Eukaryota; Metazoa; Chordata; Aves; Passeriformes; Motacillidae. The transcript has 19 exons. The coding region runs from base 423 to 3818 and encodes 1131 amino acids. The record is from RefSeq and is a predicted model, not a curated record. Gene Ontology annotation, molecular function: protein dimerization activity; DNA-binding transcription factor activity, RNA polymerase II-specific; RNA polymerase II cis-regulatory region sequence-specific DNA binding.
AGUGACAUCCCCAGAGGACGGUGUCCUGCUCAGGGGUUGCAGCCUGCGCUCCUCCCUGCCCAGCUCCGGGUAGACCAGCACCCAGCCCGGUGCUGCGGGCUCCGUGCCGGUGUCCCCGAGGGUCCCUGCCCGGUGUCCCCGAGGGUCCCCGCUCGGUGCCGCCGGGGGUCCCGGUGCGGCGGGGCGGUGCGGAGAGGCGGCGCGGGGCGGAACGCGGCGGCGGCUCCGCCUCCAUCCCCCCCCCGCCCUCCCCGCCCGGUGGCAGCUCCGGGCACGGUUCGCGGGAGCAACUUGGCGGCUCGUCCCCGUGGUGCCUGUGCCCGGGCCAGCGCGGCCAUGGCGGGCGGGCGGCCCCGCCGCCCCUAGAGCCGCCCGAGCCGCCGGAGCCACCGAGAGCCGCGGGAGCCACCGGAGCCGCCGGGAUGAGCGCUCUCGCCUUCGACGACGCGGCCCUGGAGGGGCUGGCACCGUCCCUCGGCCUCUCCGGGGCCAGCGACAUCGACACGGCCCUGCUCAGCGACAUCGACGACAUGCUGCAGCUGAUCAACACGCCGGACAAUGACUUCUCGGGCUUGUUCGACUCACCGUUCAGUGCCCCGGACAGCGCCGUGCCCCCGGGGCUUCCCUCCACGCCGGGCACCCUCAACACCUUCCUGGCUCCCAGCAAGCCGGGCCCCGCCGCCCCCACCGGCAGCGCCUACGCGGGGCCCCCCGGGAUGGCCGCCUUCACCCCACCACCUCCGGCCCCGCUCCUGCCAGCGCCAUCCCUGGGUGUCAAGGAGGAGCCGCCGUCCGUGGUGCCCAGCAGCCAGCCCCAGCCCCAGCCCCAGCCCCAGCCCGGCGUCAUGCUGGCCCCCAGCUUCGUCCCUGCGUCCCCCAGCCCGUUCAGCCCCCAGCCCUUGGUGGGCUACCAGAACCAGCACAGCUUCUCAGCUGUGCAGCCUGGGAGUGCGGGGCAGACCCUGCCAAGCCCUCUGCCCGCCCCACAAGCCAGCCAGCCCGUGACGCUGCCCGGCCCCGUGCAGAAUGUGGCACCCCAGCAGCUCCUGGCCCCCGCCGCCCCCACCAGCCAGUCUGUGUCACCACAGAUCCAGUCGGUGCCGGUUCUCCUGCAGCCCCAUUUCAUCAAGGCUGACUCCCUGCUGCUGACAGCUGUCAAGACAGACGCCAGCAGCGCCAAGACCUCCACCAUCGCCUCCCUGGCCACCAGCGCCAGCGGCUCUGCCACCCCGCUCCAGGUGCCGGCGCUGGUGAGCGGAGGGACCAUCCUGGCCACGGUGCCGCUGGUGGUGGACGCGGAGAAGCUGCCCAUCAACCGGCUGGCGCCCAGCGGGAAGCCGGCGCUGCUGCAGAGCCGCGGCGAGAAGCGCACGGCCCACAACGCCAUCGAGAAGCGCUACCGCUCCUCCAUCAACGACAAGAUCGUGGAGCUCAAGGACCUGGUGGUGGGCACCGAGGCCAAGCUCAACAAGUCGGCGGUCCUGAGGAAGGCUAUCGAGUACAUCCGCUUCCUGCAGCAGAGCAACCAGAAGCUGAAGCAGGAGAACCUCACCCUGAAGAUGGCCAUGCAGAAGAACCAGCCUGUGAAGGACCUGGGGACCCACUGCAGCCGGGGGGCCAAGGCGGAGGCCCCCAUGGAGGUGGUGAAGACAGAGGUGAUGGAGAUGCUGACACCGCCGCCCUCGGACGUGGGCUCGCCAUCCCACAGCAGCCCACUGUCACUCAGCGGUGGCAGCAGCAACAGCAGCAGUGACUCGGAGCCCGACAGCCCCCUGUGUGCCCAUGGCAAGGUGAAGCAGGAGCAGCCGCCGCCCUCGCCCAGCAGCCAGGGAAUGCUGGAUCGCUCCCGCAUGGCCCUCUGCGCCUUCGUCUUCCUCUGCCUCUCCUUCAACCCCCUGGCCUCCCUCCUCCGGGGUUCUGCCUCCCCAGCCCCCUUGGGGAGCCAGGACACCGCUGGUCCCGGCAGGAGCAUCAUGGCUGUGUCUGGCGCUUUGGAUGACCCGUGGGGGUGGACGCAGUGGCUGUGGCCCACCUUGGCCUUCUGGGCACUGAACGUGGCGCUGGUGCUGGGCGCGGUGGUGCGGCUCUUCGUCUGCGGGGAGCCCGUCACUCGCCCCCACUCCGAGCCCUCCAUCCUCUUCUGGCGGCACCGCCGGCAGGCCGACCUCGACCUCGACCGGGGAGACUUCGCGCAGGGGGCCCAGCACCUGCGCACGGCGCUCGGGGCGCUGGGGCGGCCGCUGCCGGCCUCCCACGGGGACCUGGCCUGCAGCCUGCUCUGGACGCUGCUGCGCCACCUGCUCCAGCGCCUCUGGGUGGGGCGCUGGCUGGCCGCCCGCGCCGGGGGGCUGCGCCCGGACCCCCCGCCCCCUGCCCACGUCCGCCAGAGUGCCCGCGACGCUGCCAUGGCUUAUCACCGCCUGCACCAGCUCCAGCUCGCCGGGAAGCAGGCUGGGGGACAUCUGCUGGCCAUCAACCUGGCGCUGAGCGCUGUCAACCUGGCCGAGUGCGCCGGUGACGCCAUCUCCGUGGCAGCGCUGGCCGAGAUCUACGUGGCGGCUGCCCUGCGGAUCAAGGCCAGCCUGCACCGCUGUUUCCACUUCCUGGCGCGCCCCUUCCUCUGCAGCGCCCGGCGCGUGGCCCUGUCCCACGGCGGGGCCGUGCCCCCCGCCAUGCAGUGGCUCUGCCACCCCUUGGGCCAUCGCUUCUUUGUUGAUGGGGACUGGGCAGUCAAGGGUGUCCCCAGGGAAACCAUCUACAGCUCCGCCGGCAACCCAGUGGACCCGCUGGCUCAGGUGACCCAGCUCUUCCGUGAGCACCUCCUGGAGAAGGCGCUGUGCUGCGUGGCCAUGCCUGAGCCCGGCCGUCCCACUGCCCAGGGAGAGGGGCGGUUCUCCGAUGCCCUCGAGUACCUCCAGCUGCUCAACGGCUGCUCGGAUGUCAGUGGCACACCUGGCCCCACACCCUCCAUCUCCUCCGGCUUGGCGGCUGUCACAGGCACUGACCCCGUGUCCAAGUGGUGGGCAUCCUUCAUCGGCAUCGUUAUCCACUGGCUGCAGGGAGACGAGGAGGGGGCUGAGCGCCUCUACCCGCUGGUGGAGACCAUGCCCCGGGCACUGCAGAGCUCUGAGAAGCCCCUUCCCCGUGCUGCCCUGCACUCUUUCCGAGCUGUCCGUGCCUUGCUGAGCAAACAGGAUGGGAGCCAGGCCACCCUGGGCCACUGUGAGAAGGCCAGCAGCUGCCUGCGGGAGAGCCUGGAGCUGGGCAGCCCCUCCAAGGGCACCAUCGACAAGGCGGUCCAGCUCCUGCUCUGUGACCUGCUGCUGGUCACCCGCACCAACCUGUGGCAGCAGCAGAUGGGGGCGAGCCAGCAGCGCAGCUGCCUCUACCAAGCAUCCGCCCUGGAGCUCCGCGGCUUCCAGCAGGACCUGAGCAGCCUGCGGCGCCUGGCGCAGACCCUGCGCCCCGCCAUGCGCCGGGUGUUCCUGCACGAAGCCACUGCCAGGCUGAUGGCCCGGGCCAGCCCCACGCGCACCCACCAGCUGCUGGACCGCAGCCUGCGGAGGAGAGGGGUGCAGGGCAGCAAAACAGCUGGCGAGCCGGAAAGCCACCACCCCACGCCCCGGGAGCACGCCGAGGCGCUGCUGCUGGCCUGCUGCUACCUCCCGCCCAGCUUCCUGGCGGGCCCGGGCCAGCGCGUGGGGAUGCUGGCCGAGGCCGCCCGCACGCUGGACAAGCUGGGCGACCGCCGGACGCUGCACGACUGCCAGCAGAUGAUCAUCAAGCUGGGCAGCGGCACCACCGUCACGUCGGGAUAGGUGGGGAAGGGGCCGCCAGCCCCCUGCCACCCCCGCGGGUGCGGAAUGCGGGGCGGCGGGAAGCCGUGCCUCAGUUUCCCCGCAGGGUGAUGUUCGGCAGCGCUUUUGGGGGCGCAGGGGUGGGUGGGGAGGGGUCGGGUGAUGCCUGAAGGGUGCGGGGCGGGGGUCGCAGAGUGGGGCGGUCACACGGGGGGUACCCUGGGUGGGCUCCCCCCGGCCGUGUCCGUGUCCCCCGCCCGCGCGGGGACGGGGCGUGGGGCCCUCUAGUGACACUGCCGCAGUAUGGCAGGGCACCGCGCGCGCGGCGGCCACCCCCGGUGCCACCCGACCCCCCCCCGGUGCCACCCGCAUCCCCCCGCUGUCACCCGUACCCUCCGUGCCCACCCCACCACCCCCCCACCCCGGGGUCUCUGCCCGGCCCCCACUGCUGCAGGACCCCUUGGGUUCGGGGCUCGCUCUUUUGGGGAGGUGUGGCCCCGUGGCAGCGGGGAAGUGCCCCCUGUCCAGCCCUUGGUAGGCAAGAGGGGACCCCCACCGUACCCCCUCCUCCCCAGCACUGAUCCCCCCCCCUCCCCAUUAAGAGCUGCCACCCCCCCGGAGCACAGACAGGCUUUGGGAGAAGGGGUGGCAUGGUGGCACGGGGCUCCUGGGGGACUGGUGGGUGCCCCUGUGUCCUUGCUUCACCCCCUCUUGUACAUAGCCCCCUCCCCUCGCCUCGCCCCGCUCCCCUUUUCCCUUUUUAAACGGUAUUUUCAUAGUUGGAGAGUUUUGUACAGACGAUUAAAGCCGAUUAUUUAUA